Equus quagga is the source of this 1188-nucleotide messenger RNA. RefSeq names its product sulfotransferase 2A1-like. Gene Ontology annotation, cellular component: cytoplasm. NCBI's taxonomy places the organism in Eukaryota, Metazoa, Chordata, Mammalia, Perissodactyla, Equidae. Gene Ontology annotation, biological process: sulfation. Bases 18 to 878 code for a protein of 286 amino acids. The record is from RefSeq and is a predicted model, not a curated record. Gene Ontology annotation, molecular function: sulfotransferase activity. The transcript is spliced from 6 exons.
ACAAAGACCUCAUCACAAUGUCAGACAGGUAUAUGUGGUUUGAAGGGGUACCUUUCCCUACCAUGGGUUUCACACCUGAACUCAUGAGAGAAGCAUGGGAGAGUUUUGUGUUUAAGGAUGAAGAUGUCUUGAUACUGACUUACCCCAAAUCAGGAACAAACUGGUUGGUUGAAAUUGUCUGCCUGAUUUGCUCCAAGGGGGAUCCCAAGUGGAUCCAAUCUGUGCCCAUUUGGGACCGCUCACCCUGGGUAGAAACUGAGUAUGGGUAUAAUUCACUAAAGGAUAAGGAAGGCCCACGCCUCAUCACCUCCCACCUCCCCAUCCAGCUCAUCCCCAAGUCUCUCUUCAAUUCCAAGGCCAAGGUGAUUUAUCUCAUCAGAAAUCCCAGAGAUGUUCUCAUUUCUGGUUAUUUUUUCUGGCGUACUUCAUAUUUUGUGAAGAAAGCAGAGUCACUGAAAGAGUAUUUUGAAUGGUUCAUCAAAGGAAAUGUGCCAUUUGGAUCCUGGUUUGACCACAUUCAUGGCUGGAUGUCCAUGAAAGGGAAGGAGAACUUCCUGUUAGUGAGUUAUGAAGAGCUGAAACAGGACACAAGAAGCACUGUAGACAAGAUCUGCCAAUUCCUAGGCAGGAAAUUAGAACCAGAAGAAAUGAACUCACUCCUCAAGAAUAGCUCCUUUCAGGUCAUGAAAGAAAACAACAUGUCCAAUUUGUCCCUCCUUCGUGGUCAGUUUUUUGAUGAGAAGAAUGGAAUACUACUGAGAAAAGGCAUUACUGGAGACUGGAAAAAUCACAUCACGGUGGCCCAAGCUGAAGCCUUUGAUAAAAUAUUCCAGGAGAAGAUGGCAGAUAUUCCUCGAGAGUUGUUCCCAUGGGAAUAAUGUUCAAAACCUUCUGGAUCUUACAUGAAUCUUGAUAUUUGUUUCCUGUGUUUGUACAUAUGCACGACUGGAGGUAAUUGCAUAAAACCUGUAUUUCAUCCUGGAGCUUUGAAUUAUCUAGUCCUUGCAUCUUUGAGUUCUUGAUUAUUAAAAAUUACCAAGGUACCCUUAAUUCACUUUGAGGCAUCCAGCUCUUAAAAAAGAUUUUUGUGUAACAUUUCAUACCUACAGAAUGAUACAGAAAUAAUAUAAGUACUACCCAAAAUUAUGUCAAAAAUUUUUAAUAAAAUUGAGCAGCAAUUCAGGCUCC